Paracoccidioides lutzii Pb01 is the source of this 264-nucleotide messenger RNA. RefSeq lists its product as hypothetical. The record is from RefSeq and is a predicted model, not a curated record. The transcript is spliced from 2 exons. Bases 1 to 264 code for a protein of 87 amino acids.
AUGCGCAUCAAUGGGGACUUCCAAUUCGAUUUCAUCAGCCGCCACUUCGCUUUGACCGGCACGCCUCUGCUGAUCCUCGGACACCUGGCCAUAGACUAUCCCCAUGUAUUGCCUUCCCCAGCCCAAGACCAACAUUACAUAGGCCCUAGUUCCAACCCAGCAAACCAGGCCACGAUCUCUUAUUCCCCAUGGUCAUCCGCACCAUUCCAACCACCCAUCUCUAAACCCGUCAAGUCGGGUGGUGGACCCAUUAUAGUUCCUUAG